Cyprinodon variegatus (sheepshead minnow) is the source of this 1778-nucleotide messenger RNA. It is a transcript of the gene plppr1, whose product is annotated as phospholipid phosphatase related 1. Gene Ontology annotation, biological process: phospholipid dephosphorylation; phospholipid metabolic process; signal transduction. The record is from RefSeq and is a predicted model, not a curated record. Gene Ontology annotation, molecular function: phosphatidate phosphatase activity. NCBI's taxonomy places the organism in Eukaryota, Metazoa, Chordata, Actinopteri, Cyprinodontiformes, Cyprinodontidae. The coding region runs from base 262 to 1236 and encodes 324 amino acids. The transcript is spliced from 8 exons.
UUCCGUCCCUCAGACAACACAGCAUCCAUCCUCAUGGGCGCACGCGCUGCGUGAUCCACAUCACAAACCGACUGAGCGGCAGCUCUGCCGAACCUCAUGGAGUAGUAGGACUAGUAGUAGGUGGAGGUGGGCUGCCUUUUGUUACUCCUUCUCCUCCUUCCUGCAUGGAGUCGCCCUUUUUUUCCUGGAAUAUCGCUGCAUCCCUGCGCGAGUGAGCAUCUUUGAAUCCUAAGAGCACAAAGUCUCCUCACGGGAGACAAAAUGGCGUCCAACAACACUUUACGCAGCUACUCCAUCAUUCCCUGUUUCAUUUUUGUGGAGCUUGUCAUCAUGUCUGGCACAGUGCUACUGGCCUACUACAUGGAGUGCACGGACCUAUUCAGUGUGCACGUGCAGGGCUUCUUCUGUAACGACGCCGAGCUGAUGAAGCCGUACCCCGGCUUGGAGGAAUCCAGUUUCGUCCCUCCUCUUAUCCUCUACUGCGUGGUCGCUGCUGCUCCUACUGUAAUAAUCUUUAUUGGGGAGGUGUCCAUGUAUGUGAUGAAGUCAACAAGGGAAGCCCUCCUGUCCCAGGAGAAAACGAUAGUAACAGGAGACUGUUGUUACCUCAAUCCACUUAUUCGUCGCAUCAUUCGCUUUAUAGGUGUUUUUGCAUUCGGCCUGUUUGCCACAGACAUCUUCGUCAAUGCAGGCCAGGUAGUAACUGGAGGCCUCUCGCCUUACUUCCUGUCUGUCUGCAAGCCUAAUUACACUGGCACAGAGUGUCGGUUCAAUCACCAGUUUAUCGUCAAUGGAAACAUUUGCACUGGAAAUCCCAUUGUUGUAGAGAAUGCUCGCCGGUCGUUCCCGUCCAAGGAUGCUUCACUGAGCGUUUACUCUGCUGUGUACCUGACGAUGUACAUCACCAGCACAAUCAAGACCAAGUCCAGCCGUCUUGCCAAGCCCGUUCUCUGUCUGGGCACGCUCUGUUCAGCUUUCCUAACCGGCCUCAACCGAGUGUCUGAGUAUCGAAAUCACUGCUCAGAUGUUGUAGCUGGAUUUAUUCUGGGUUCAGCCAUUGCACUCUUUCUGGGCAUCUGUGUUGUGAACAACUUUAAAGGUGUUCAUAAUGCAGCAACUAAACAGAAGACGGAGGAAUACCGUGGUCUGCCAUUGAUGACUUUUCCCCGUGUAGAGAGCCCACUGGAGACCCUCAGCGCGCAGAACCACUCGGCAUCGAUGACGGAGGUCACAUGACUAAGGGGGCAGCACCGGGUCACGUUUGCGUCUCCACAGCACUUCCAGGCACAAUGACGAGGACGCAUGGCACGUGGCGCCGAUUGCAUACAACAACAAAAAAGAAAUCACUCCUGAUUUAUCUGUUUAAAUCACCUGGAGGACAGAAUACUCCAUGUUUGUAGUGGUUUUCAUUUAACUUGGCUAUUCUGUAUUCAACCAGCCAAGACCCACAAAUCUAACCGGUGCGAAAAUGUCACAAAGCCAACUUACUGUAAGCACAGGUUUUUUUUUAUUUUUUUAUUUUUUAUUUUCCCUCCAGCUAUCUGAAAUCCUUUGAAACAUGGUACUUCUUUUUGUCCUCCAGGGAUUACCGUUCGUAGUUAUGGGAUGGUGUUUUGUACGUUUUUGUAUGAGCGAGUGCCGUAGCCAAUCCUGACAAUGUCAAAAACCUGCACACUUCCUGUCAGUUUAUUCACUGUGUUACAUCACAUCCUGUCAGGUGAAAUGCCUCAUCGAUCACCACAUUCAUCCCACUCAGUAUGAAAACUCUAUGCUAUGGG